AUGAACCAGCAUACUUACUGUGGAAGAUUUAUGUUUUUCAGGUUGAAAAUUGGUGUCCUCAUUUACCUUGGAGAGCAAAAAAUCCCUACGAAGAAGCUGAUCAUAAUUCAUUGGCGGAAAUUCGUACGGAUUUUAAUAUUCUCUACAGCAUGAUGAAAAAGCAUGAAGAAUUCCGGUGGAUGAGACUCAGGAUCCGGCGAAUGGCUGAUGCGUGGAUUCAAGCAAUCAAGUCCCUGGCAGAAAAGCAGAAUCUUGAAAAGAGAAAACGGAAGAAAGUCCUCGUUCACCUGGGACUCCUGACCAAGGAAUCUGGAUUUAAGAUCGCGGAGACGGCAUUCAGUGGUGGCCCUCUUGGUGAAUUAGUUCAGUGGAGUGAUUUAAUUACAUCUCUGUACUUACUGGGCCAUGACAUUCGGAUUUCAGCCUCACUGGCUGAGCUCAAGGAAAUUAUGAAGAAGGUAGUGGGGAACCGAUCCGGCUGCCCUACUGUAGGAGACAGAAUCGUCGAGCUCAUUUAUAUUGAUAUUGUAGGACUCGCUCAGUUCAAGAAAACCCUAGGACCAUCCUGGGUUCAUUACCAGUGUAUGCUCCGAGUCCUUGAUUCCUUUGGAACUGAACCAGAGUUUAAUCAUGCGAAUUAUGCCCAGUCUAAAGGCCAUAAGACUCCCUGGGGAAAAUGGAAUCUGAACCCUCAACAGUUUUAUACCAUGUUCCCUCACACCCCAGACAACAGUUUUCUGGGGUUUGUGGUCGAGCAGCACCUGAACUCCAGCGACAUCCACCACAUUAAUGAAAUCAAAAGGCAGAACCAGUCCCUUGUGUAUGGCAAAGUGGAUAGCUUCUGGAAGAAUAGAAAGAUCUACUUGGACAUCAUCCACACGUAUAUGGAAGUGCAUGCAACAGUUUAUGGCUCCAGCACAAAGAAUAUUCCCAGUUACGUGAAAAACCAUGGCAUACUCAGUGGACGGGACCUGCAAUUUCUUCUCCGAGAAACCAAGUUGUUUGUUGGGCUUGGGUUCCCUUAUGAGGGUCCAGCUCCCCUGGAGGCUAUUGCAAAUGGAUGUGCUUUUCUGAAUCCCAAGUUCAACCCACCCAAAAGCAGCAAAAACACAGACUUUUUCAUCGGCAAGCCAACACUGAGAGAGCUGACAUCCCAGCAUCCGUAUGCUGAAGUUUUCAUUGGCCGGCCGCAUGUUUGGACUGUCAAUCUCAACAAUCAGGAAGAAGUCGAGGAUGCAGUGAAAGCGAUUUUGAAUCAGAAGAUUGAGCCAUACAUGCCCUACGAAUUCACAUGUGAGGGGAUGUUGCAGCGAAUCAAUGCAUUCAUCGAAAAACAAGACUUCUGUCACGGGCAGGUGAUGUGGCCGCCCCUCAGUGCCCUACAAGUGAAGCUUGCUGAGCCUGGGCAGUCCUGCAAGCAGGUGUGCCAGGAGAACCAGCUCAUCUGUGAGCCGUCAUUCUUCCAGCACCUUAACAAGGACAAGGACCUACUGAAGUAUGAAGUGAUCUGCCAAAGCUCAGAGCUGGCCAAGGACAUCCUGGAGCCCUCCUAUGACCCCAAGAGCAAGCACUGUGUGUUUCAAGGGGACCUGCUGCUCUUCAGCUGUGCAGGCGCCCACCCCAGGCACCGGAGGAUCUGCCCCUGCCGGGACUUCAUCAAGGGCCAAGUGGCCCUCUGUAAAGACUGCCUAUAGCAGCUGCCAGCUCAGCCCCACAUGCAGUUCGCUGGGGAAGAUGGUGGCUCCACUGGGCAGAGACAGGGGGUCAGAAAUCAUUCAGGGACUCUGGCCGGAGCCUGAACUUUUGUGGUCUAAGGUUUGGAUUUGGGAUUGCUCCCGAGGAGGUUAACACCUCCCCCAGGGAGUUUUCACCAAAACAAACACAAGAGCAUUUGUGAGGCAAGGAGCCUGGCUUCUUGUGGUACAAGGAACAUCCUUCCUAUUUUGUGAGGAGCAGCUGUAGGGAGAUUGUCAAUGCAGGUGCUCCAGGGUGGGGGAAAAAAAAAUCUCGUGAUUCAUUUAAAACAAAAGAGGAGAAAUGAGCUGAUUAGAAAGAACUUUGGGAACA
Molecule: messenger RNA, 2067 nt
Organism: Urocitellus parryii (Arctic ground squirrel)
Lineage: Eukaryota; Metazoa; Chordata; Mammalia; Rodentia; Sciuridae
Source: RefSeq, a predicted model, not a curated record